GUCUAGACUAUUACUACAAUGAAACUAUCUAUAAAACCUUUUGUCCGAGAUGGCGUACACCUAUCGGAGUUUUCUGUUGAAGUUGAGGCUAGUGAUACCAUUGAAGGUGUGAGGAAGAAAAUAUACAAAGAAAAGGAAUACAAUCCGAGAUACUAUCCAUCUCAACUGUCACUUUUUAAAAUUUAUGAUGGUAAGUUUAAAACAUUGAAAGAUGGCCAUACACUUUCGUAUUAUGGCAUUCAAAAGGAAGGGACAAUCAUACAUCUAGUACUUCCUCUUCAUAGAUCUAGCAUGAUAAUAUUUUUAAAAACUCUGACUGGUAAAACCAUUACUCUUGAAGUUGAACGCACUGAUAGUAUUGAGAAUGUUAAGAUAAAGAUACAGGAGAAAGAAGGAAUUCCACCUAAUCAACAGAGACUUGUAUUUGAUGGUAGACAAUUGGAAGAUGGUCCUACACUCUCAGAUUAUAGGAUUCAAAAGGAAAGUACAUUACUUUUAUUACUUUGUGUUCAAGGUGGUAUGCAAAUAUUUGUCAAACAAACUCUGACUAAUAAGAUAUUUACUCUUGAAGUUGAACCUUCUGAUACUAUUAAGACUGUUAAAGCAAAGAUACAGAAGGAAUUAGGAGACCCACCUGACUACCAGGAACUCAAGCUUGAUGAUAAACAAUUGGAAGAUGGUCAUACACUCUCGGAUUAUAAGGUUCAAAAGGAAAGUAUGUUAGAAUUAUCACCUCUUCUAGAAGUUAGCAUGAAAAUAUUUGUAAAAGCGUUUACUUUUAAAACUAUUACUCUUGAAGUCAACCGUAGCGAUACAAUUGAGAAUGUUAAAGCAAAGAUACUGCAUGAAAAAGGAAUCCAGCCAGAUCAGCAAAAACUAAUAUUUAAUGGUAAACGAUUAGAAGAUGGUUGUAAACUCUCAAAUUAUUUUAUUCAAAAUGAAGCUACACUUAAUCUUUUGCUACCAGAAGAUAUAAGCAUUAACAUCAAAGUAGUUAAUGGUCAGGUCUUAACCUCUGUUUAUAUUAGUCCUGAUUUGAAUAUCGAGAGUCUUAAAACCAUCAUUGAGACUAAAACUAGCAUUCCUUGUAGUGAACAAAAUUUAAUACUAGCUGGUAAGCAAUUAUCAUUUGGAAGAACUUUCUCAUACUACAAUAUUACAGAAGGAGAUACACUGCACCUUGUACAACGUCAUGCUGAUUGUACAAUAUUUGUUAAAACAGAAACGGGUCAAAUGAUUGCUCUUAAAGUUGAUCCUAAUGAUACAAUUGAGAAUGUGAAAUCGCAAAUACGAGAUAAAGAAAGUAUUGAACUUGAUCAACAGAAACUGUUCACUCGCUAUUGUAAUCAAUUAGAUAAUUCCCUGACACUAUUACAUUACAACAUUGGACAUAAUGCUACUCUAUAUCUUUCCCAUUACCCUAGAGGUGGUGCAAAUAUUUAUAUCAGAACUUUUACUGGUAAGAUGAUAGUUAUUGAAGUCUUACCUACCGAUACUAUUAGCAAUUUGAAGAAAAUGAUAAGAGAUAAAGAAAAAAUAUCACCUGAUAAUCAAACCUUGUUCUAUGCUGGUCGACAACUGGAUGAUGCCUCAACUUUAGCAAACUAUGACAUUCCAAUGGAAAGUAUUUUGCAACUUGUAACUAGUUUUAAUCCUACUAUGAAGGUAUCUGUUAAACUUUUAAGUGGGGAAAAAAUGGAGUUAAAUGUUAAUUUUUCUGAUACAAUUAGUGACAUAAAAGCUAAGAUUGAAGAAAUUCAAGGUAUACCAUGCAAUCGACAGAAAAUAAUGUUUGCUAAGAAGCGACUUGAAGAUGAUUACGUUGAAAAAGUACUUUCCCCUAAUAAGAUUAAAACGCUCAUUGAUCAUAAUAUUACUGAUGGAAGCACAAUGCAUUUGAUAUUCUUAAGAGGUGGCAUGACAAUAUUCAUAAAACUUCCAAGUGGUAGAACAAUUUCUUUUGAAGUUGAUCCUUCUGAUACCAUCAAGACAAUUAAGUAUAAGAUUCAGGAUAAAGAAAAACUCUCACCUAAUCAACAGAGACUCAUAUUUGCUUUUAAAAGAUUGGAAGACCAUUAUACACUCUCAGAUUAUAACAUUCAAAAGGAAGAUACAAUGCAUCUACUUGAUUCAUCUUUACCUAUGCAGAUAUUUGUAAAAGCUAUUAUUGGUGAAACAUUUGCUUUACAAGUUGAUUCUUGUUGUACUAUUGAGACUGUUAAAUAUAUGAUUCUGUAUGAAAAAGGAAUCCCACCUUAUUUGCAAAAACUUCUAUUUGCUAGUAAACGAUUGGAAGAUUGUCAUACACUCUCAUAUUAUAAUAUAAAAAAUCAGAAUACAUUAGAUUUACAAUUUAUUCCUGUUGGACCACAAAGCCAAAUCAAAGAUAUUGAGCCAGAACCAUUGAGUCACUACAAAUUACUUGCCUUUUAUGAACACACUCCAGCCACAAGAAUUUGGAGCGUACACUUUGUUGUUACAGAGAACAAAGUCUAUCACAUUGAAAAAGUAGUAUCUGAGAUGAAUACAAGAUCAUGCAAUAGAGGGGACCCAGAAAUUGUGUUCUCAUUUGAUGAUAAAAAAGAAAUUGUUUUUGAUAUUAAGACAUGCAUUAUUAAUGGGUAGAAACUUUUACCGUUCCAAACACCUUGCAAAGUACAUAAAGCUGAUGUUGAUUACUCUUCUGAUGUUGGAGGUAUUAGUAAAAUAACUUUGCGUGUUGAAGGUCCACCUGAUUCUGAUAGUUUUACUCAUUGCAUUUCUAUUACUGGUACAAGGGAUCCAUUAUUAUCUAUUGCAAUUACUUGUUCAGAUACUUCAUUGCUGUCUCCUAUAAAUCUAGUAAAGGAAGGUGAUGAACCUCCUCCAAAUGUUGAUCCCAGGCUUAGUGAACUAUUGGAAGAAGUUGCUGUUAAAGCUCCCAAGGAUUGGAAAAAAAUUGGCACAAUGCUAGACAUUGAUCAAC
Molecule: messenger RNA, 2965 nt
Organism: Amphimedon queenslandica
Lineage: Eukaryota; Metazoa; Porifera; Demospongiae; Haplosclerida; Niphatidae
Product: polyubiquitin-C-like
Exons: 6
Coding region: 19-2625 (868 amino acids)
Molecular function (GO): protein binding
Source: RefSeq, a predicted model, not a curated record